UUGUGAAUCUUGCUUUGCUGCGAAUUAAUGCUGUAAUAAUGUUUCUUUUUUUAUUUUUAUUACUUGUGAAAUAUUAGAUAAUUUCUAAUGAGUAAAAGGUUUUUUUAAAGAGUUUGGUGUUUUAGAUUGACGUGAAUGUUUUUCAUUAAAAGGUUUCAAGUAAAUAGAUACUUAUAGAGACUUCUACCUGACCCAUUUACUUUUAGUUGAAUCGUUUAAAAAACGUACGUUGACUUACUCAAAAUAUAAUUUUCCUACUUUGUGGUGACGUGAGAAAGGGAUAAAAUAUAUAUUUUGUCGGCCAGUUGUAUUAACAGUGCAUGGAAUGUGAUGAAAAUGGGCGACAGCGUACAUUACCGGCAGCGACUUGCGGCCGUGGAGUCAAGCGAAAGUGCCGAAUUGAUCAAGAGAAUAUCUUGCAGCUGGCGAUCGCCCCUUCACUGUCUGACGCGAAUCAUUCACACUCAAUGCGCGUCAAUCUGGUGCCGUAUUGCCCGCCAGAGCAACCCCUUUCCACCGCCAACGUUCAGCCAGCAGACCAUCCCUUUAUGAACAAUAUGGAUGAGAUAUCUUAUUGGGUCUACACAAAACGAGCUCCUUGCCUAUAUAACUAUGAUAAUGUUGUCAAGAAACAAAUUGAUCAACCUCACUGUUCCAAAACAAAACCUGCAAGUGUUCAGAGUGCUUGUGAGGAGGUGCCUUCACCGAAAACAAAGAAAAGAAAAUUAAAAUUACUGGAUGAUGAUUCAGUGUCCACAGAAAAGCAGCAACAUGUGUACUUUGAAACACCUAAAGGUGAAAAACAAAAGACUGCACCAAGCAGUUGUAAAUCAGAGGCAAUUGCUUCAAAUAUUGAUUUUAAUAUUAAAAAUUCACCGCAACAGAACACAACUAAAAGAAUUAAAUUGCAAAGAAAUUGUCAAACUACGUCACAAAAGAAAAACAAACUCAUAACUUCGACACCUAAAGCCACUAACUUGAGAAGAAGCCUCAGAAAGGCUCAACAGAAUCAUAACAAUUCAUUUGAAAUUUUCAAUUCAAAUGCUAAUAAUGGUGUAAAAGAAGAAAAACAGGAACAAAGUGAGAAAGGAGAAUUGCAGGUAUCACAUUGUGUUGAACAAACAGAUAAUAAAGGCAAACUAACAACAGAUAAAGACAAAAGUGCAGCUGGACUUAAUGGCCAGUUUGAAGAUUUGAGUGAUGUGUCUGGGUUUACUGCUAAUUAUAUUAGAUCUACUAAGAUUCACUCCUCGAAAACACCAAGGAAGCUAAGAAGCAGAAAUAGUAGAAACCUUAUAAAGGAUGCAAAACCAAAUGUAACUUCUGAGAGUGAGAAGAUGUUGGUCUGUGUAAAUAAAUCUAUGAACACACAGCUCCCUGACACAACAGUUCAGAAUUGUAGCACAGAUUCAUCACAGAAUGUGAUAAAUCUUGUAUCUGUGAAAAAUAAUGACAAAUCUAGCAGAGUAAAUAAGAGUACUUCACUCUUAAAGUUCAUGGACACUAAGGGAAGUGCAUCUAACAACAAAAUUGAUAAGCAAGGGGGUAAGAAUAACCUUAAUGUCUCGUUUCAGUCUAAAAGUAGUGGCACAUCUAGGUACCCUCGGCGAAAGAGGAAUAAUUUGCCAGGAGACUCGGAACAAAACUGCACUCAGAUAAACAGCACCACACUAAACUCUCUAGGAACAAGGCAUAACGGUCGUAGAAGUAAUAGAUUACAUAAUUCUAAUAAGAAAGAAAAUUCUCAGGAUAGAAUUACGUCUAGGACAAGGAGUGGAAGAAAAAUAGGAAGACCAUUGGGUCUUGAAGAGUCUGGCUGCUCUAUGCUACAGUUAAACAAUUCAAGUGAACCAGUUAGUUCAAGUGUCGCGAUAAACAUGGCUACUCCCACUAAAAGGAGUAAGAAUGUGAACAAUUCCUCGGUGAGAUGUCUCCGCAACAGGAGGUGUAGGGACAAAAGUGGACAAGAAUUGUGUAAAAACUCGGUCAGUGACAAAAGUGAUAAAAAAAAUGAAGACAAUGCACAUGGUUCCGCUUUACAGUCAUCAACACCGAGACGUAUUGGGCGUGUAAAAAAAUUAACGGACAAAACUAGCUUAUCAUUGCGGAGGGACUCCUUAAGAGAUAGAAGUGGUUUCGCGGCUUGUUUCUCAGACAGUGACAGUGACAGUGAGCCUUUAAAACAACGGAAAUUCUUCUGUUAGCAUUUAACCAACAUAAUAAAUAACUUAAUAGCUUUGAGCAAGUAUAUCAAUAUUGGAAUUUUCAUCUAGUAGCUGUUUUUGGCGUGUGCCACUCGUCUUAUUAAAUAUUUGAUCCCUUGGCAGUUGAGAUGCCCUCAAAGUGCCCCCAUUAAUGCACAUUUUACAUAGAUAAUGAUAAUUUUUUUUAUUAGAGAUAGAUAAUAAAUUUGCAUAUUUGCAAUAUUUGUGAGUACUGCAUUUGUCAAAUAAAUAAAAUAUUUGCAGUGGCAUAUGUAAUAACACAGACAAGAGAUGUUAAUAUUGUAUUUAAAUUAAAGUAAGCUUGCUUGAGAUUGCAAGGUGCUCCGUCUGGUGUCUGGCAAUUGACGAGUGCUACAUGGACUCGGUGGCAGAAAUGUGUUACUAGGUACUAGCCGCUCUGUUAAUUUAUUGUAUUUAGAGGACGAUAUGAAUGUAUACUACAUGCUGAAUGUGACACGAAUAAAAUUUGUGUAUCAAAUUUGUAUUAUAAAGUGCCAUUUAUGAAAUAUAAUUUAAUGGGAUGUCUCUUUGUUUUCCAUGACUAUGACUUUGUUAUGUGUUAGUUAAGAUUUUAAUUUAGAGUAACUAUACUGCACUCUAUUGUUUACUUUGUAUUAAAUUUUUGUGUAAUAA
This is a messenger RNA of Vanessa atalanta (red admiral), 2858 nucleotides long. RefSeq lists its product as uncharacterized. The transcript is spliced from 2 exons. The record is from RefSeq and is a predicted model, not a curated record. Bases 321 to 2204 code for a protein of 627 amino acids. Lineage: Eukaryota; Metazoa; Arthropoda; Insecta; Lepidoptera; Nymphalidae.